Messenger RNA from Spirometra erinaceieuropaei, 16755 nucleotides. The record is from the annotation of a GenBank genome assembly. NCBI's taxonomy places the organism in Eukaryota, Metazoa, Platyhelminthes, Cestoda, Diphyllobothriidea, Diphyllobothriidae.
AUGAUUUCGCGUAUUCACACUCCAAAUGAGGUUGCGAACAUUAAGAACGUGAUGGAAAUACGCUGCAACAUCGAUAAUAAGGAAUCACUUCUGUUCCCUGUGAGUCAUUACGGAAAGAUUGUAUAUGACAAAGUAUUUUAAGACGCUAGCAGCGAGUAGUUAUGUUGCAAAAGCCCGUCUUUUUCUAAAAAACAUGCAAGCAAAUUUUCCUUAAAACAUGGACAUUGUGUCAGCCGUCACAAUCUGACUAGGGAGCGAGUUUCAUGAUCGGACAACCAGUUGGCUAAACAAGAAGUUCCCACAGUCUCGCCGCGUGCGUUCGCUGUGUAAUUGGUCUGUGCUGGAAAACUCGAAAGGUCCUCCGGUCUCAGUGGCCAACCUUGGUCACGGACGAUCCGGAAUGUCCAUAUUAAACUGCAGUUUAGUUGUCUAUAAGAUAGGCAAAAUAAACCAAGCAUAUUCAGCCUCUUCUGAUACGACAAAAACUUUAGACAAUCGACCAUUUUCGUUGCUCUAUGUUGCAGCUGUCUGAACAGGUCAAUAUCCUUUCUCAUCCACGAUGUAGUUGCUGGCAUUCCAUAUUCCGAGUGCGGUCGCGCUGAAAAGUCGUCCGAAGAGUUCGCGGGAAAUAUUUUGAAUACAUAUCCAACCUUGUGUUAAGUAAAAGUUGCCUUGUGAACCAUUUUCUUGCAGAUUUCUGGCGACAUUAGACUUGUGGUUAUUCAUACACAGAGAUCUCUGUGUCUUACUACAGUCUCUUAUACUGUCGCGUUCAUUUAGUACUCGUAUUUUGGAGAGGCAAUGCGGCCGGCGUCUAGGCGUAGGACCAAGUAUCUGGAAAUAUUCCACUUUAAAAGCCAUCUAUUGGACCGAACACUCAGUUUUUCGAUUUUCACUUAUAAUUUCUUUGUUUCAUCUUUGCAUUUGACUUCGCUCCAUAUUUUAACUUCAUUCGCGAACAUGAAACACACGCAGUCUAUAUAGUUGACGCAAACAUUUAUAUACAUCAGAAUACGUAGUGGGUCCAAAACAAAACCCUGCGAAACGCCAUUUUCUACUUCUUCCCAUUCCGAGGUUGAGGCCCCAACAACAAAUCUCUGUACUCUGGAGGACAAGAAACUCUCGAUCCAUUUAAACUUUCUCCCUCGAAUUCCUACAUCCAUAAUCUUUUGUAAAAGAAGCCUGUGCAGGAUACUAUCAAAAGUCUUCUUGAAGUAAAAAAAUAUAGCAUCUACUAGAUAACCAUUUUCUGUGGCCCUUGUCCAUUUCUUGCACAAGUAAAAGACGCCCGUGACGCAAGACAAUCCGUUUCCCAGCACAAGGUAGAAUCACCGGUCCUUUCGCAUGGUUUGACUUGACAGAUAUUGCUGUGACUCUGCCUCGUAUAAACUUCGCAUGUAAAUUUAUAUUUACUUGAUUUGAUGGGACCCCGACGGAACUUUUAUAAAAAAAGAAAUAUUAGUUUUUCGGAAUUAACAUGGGGUUGGACCUGAAACUGGCCUUCAUACAGCAUCAGGAUACAAAGGCAUGCCGCAAAGCUAGUUAGACGCCGAUGUAGGGAGCCAUUACUUCCAUCAGACUACUGACGUCGCAACAAUGUUUAUAAAAUCAUGCUUAUUCUGAAAAUUAGCGUCCCCUCGUUUGCAGGCCAUUCCAACACAGUAGACAGUAAAACUUUAAGAUGGCAUGCACCAUAUGUUCAAAAACAUUUAAAGCAGCAACGAGCAGCCUGGUAGAUUUGUUACACUUAAAAAGGCUUGUUCUCGUGUAAAUUUGGGUGUUCGUCCACUUGGCGCUGUACGUUCAUUAUGUUAUUGGUAAUUAUUUCGCUUUCUAUGUGGUAAGUACAAUGGUCGAAUACGAAGGCCUAUUUACCCUGAUAUAUUAAACUGAAUUGAACCACAUUCAGUUGGUCAAGUCUUAAAUACUGCCCAUCGACAACGUCUCUGUUGCAAAUCUAUAUAUAUAAAAAUGGAAGGGUUUUUUUGCUGUGUUAUAUCUAAUCUCCGAAAGUACUGCACCGAUUUCGCUGAAAUUUGAACACAACCCGACCCCCGCAUAGGGCCGGGUUUUUGUCUGCUCAGUUGUGUAAUUAUGCCGAUGGUAUGCCUGUGAUGGGUGAAAAACCGGAUUUUUUCCGGCAUAAUAACACCACCUGCUGCGGCCACUUGACCUACAUCCGCGCGGACACAUGUGCGCCCAGACAGCGGACACUUGACCGACAUUCGCUCAAACGCAUGGGCUCCGCCUGACAGCCGCGCUCACCCCACCACCCACCCUGCAGGCACUUGAGCAGGCCCUCCACCCUCUCUGGGCCGAUGCAAUAUGGGCCGCCAGAGCAAACCACCCACCCUGCAGCAAAAAACACAACACUGGGACGCCACUUAAAAGUGUCCCACAUUCCAUAUAAUAGGGCCGUCACCGCCGCCUCGGGGAUUCUCGGGGGUGAGGACUGGAUGCAAUUAACACCAGACCCUCCCCUCCCCGGCGCAACCCAUAUAAUGGGGCUGUCGCCCAGUGUCCGCUCAGUAUUGUGCAGCUCGGCUUGCGGAAGCCCGGUUGCGGUCACGGCUACCGCGUUCUGCAGCUUCAGGCCUGCUUCGUUCAGCAACAGGAUGAACACAGCCAGCUGGGAGUGGCCGAAUGGCGCCAGCGCGGAACAGAAGACCAGCGUCAUACACGACUCCGUGCUCAGCAUUCACGCAGUCUGAUGCUGUUGUAAACAACGGUACGCCAACAACCGCCUUAAGGUUAACGAUUUUAGGGUGAGGGGAUAUCAUAUAUACCGGCAGUCGGAGACCGAUUCCAACGCAACAUCCAGUUACUUAUCGGGAUGGUACCGGUGGAUAUCACUUGAACGUUAAGAUGAUAAAUCCAGUCAGUGACGAGGUAACGCACAUGAAAUUCAGCGCAGCGAACCACUACACCUACAACUACUCCUAUACGACCAAAUGUAAGUAAUCCCCUUUUGAAAUGCCGUAAAUUGCUUUAUCACUGCAUUGUGGAUAUGUUUGCAAACAUCGAAACUGAAAGCCUGCUUUCAUUCGCUUAAAUCAGACCAAGCUGCGCUCUGAAGGAUACAUUCCUUUGCAUGAUGCAUUUGUAAACGACGGUAAUACAGAUAACGUUGUAAGACUAACGCUUUUGUCGUCCACAUGCACAGAGAGUCCACGCCAUAUGUCCGAGUACGCUCGAGGUGCAAUUGCUUACGUUUGUCAGUACGGGGCGUCCAGACCUACUCAUUACCUUUCAAUGUAAUCCAGUUUUGGGGAUAUUUAAUAGCUCUCAUUUCCUGGGUAAUCGUCGGUGGAUGGGUAUGACAUCACAGCACGUGUUUUCAGGAAGAAACUGCAAUCGCCGAUGAACUUCAUGGUGAAACACGAGCUGGUUGGGUCUGUGCGCUGCUGGAUGUAUUAGGUGGAACGGCAAAAAGAGGGGACUGCCCCAUGCACAUGUCUUGAUCUGGCUCUAUAACAAGAUGGCUUCCAACGAAAUCGACGACGCAGUAUGCCCCGAAUUACCUGAUAUUGACGUCGACAGUGAUUUGCAUGAAGUUGUGGCGAAGAAUAAGAUACAUGGACCUUGGAUGCACUGAAUCCCAAUUUUUCAAUCCCCCCCUCCUCCCCCCCCCCUGGCAUGAUAGACGGAAGUCCCUUAUACCGAAAAUGAUCAGCGGAAGACAUCGGCAAGUUGGCUACCGUACGAAUGCGAAUCGGUGACUUAGAAAUCCGGUAACCGCUGUGCGGGUUGGUAUUCGCCUUUGCUUUUAAAAUUAAAACGCAGCUCACAUAAACGUGGAAAACUGCCAUUUCGGGAAAUGAAUUAGGUACAUUUGUAGGUACGUGAAUAAAGGCAGCCGGCACCACUUACUUCAGAAUUCUCCAGCGCGACUGGGUGCAGCGAAAAAUUGCCCUGCCUUCGACAGCGGCUAGAAGGACAAUCCUGGGUUUCGCACACAAUACGUACCGCCAACCGGUGGCCCUUACAUUUUUCUUAAAUGUGAACGUGCUCCUUCCUCAUUCCCUUAUUUCGCAAUUCAUCAGAUUGAGCCACAGCAAAGCGUGGCGGGGUCAGGCUAGUUUAGUAUAAAUAUUUUACAAGCGGUGAAAAUUAGGAAUCUCUGCUUGUCCAGCGCAGCCGGAGUCCUAGACGAGUGAUAAGGCUGAAUGAGUCUCAGGUGCUCAAACUGUGUCGGAGGAGGAAAUUAACAUAUCUUCAAUGAAUCUACAGGAAACCAAACUAAAUGCAUUAUGUGCAAGCUAAUUUAACUUUGCGACCCAGUCAUUCUUAAGAGUUUCGCAGAAAGGAUAAAACACUUUCAAGAUCGAACGAGUACCUGAUAUAAGCAAAAGAGUUAUAAACAAUGCAUUAAAUCAGAUUAUGUCGCGGGUUAACUUAUAAAGUAGUGAUGAUCCUUAUCUAAAGUUUAUUAUUAAAAACAUUGAUUGUAUAGUGAAGACGACAUGGCAUAUUAUUCCAUUUGCCAGUUAUGUUAGGGAUAUCGCUACCGGAAGUCUAAGGACUAGUUAACUCGUAGUUAUUGUUUAAGGUCGCAAUUUAAUAAGUAUAAGUUGCUCAUUUGCUGAGAAAUGCCUUACUUUAUGCGGACCAUCCACAUUUUCCAUAUUUUUCUAUUCUACCUAUAUUACCCGCACAAUACCAUCGGUGUUUUCGGGGUUCGCACUUUAAGUUCGUGUCCCGCAUUUCAAUGCUCAACUUCUUUGGACGCUUUGAGGGAUGAAAAUCUCGUCUCACCGUUUUCAACUACUUGGUGUUUCGUUCCCUUUCGCUUACCGCUCAUGUCUAAAUUUAUGGUGGAAACUGAAGUUUUCAGCUUAGGCUUCCUGGUGGAACAAGUUCAAACCGAGAGACGACGAGAAUUUCCGCUGUUCGAAUCCCCGAGUAAUCCGUGGGCGUUUGCAAGCGGCGGAAUCACAUUGUCCCAAAUUAAAGCUUGUUUAUCUACGCUUUAAAGUUGACUGUUAACACGAAAGUGGUGUGCAGACCUCAAAGAUGUCUCAAUUUUUGAUAAUUUCUGUCCCCGCUGAGGGAAACCCUGAUAACGCAUACUCUAGACUAGUUAGCCACAUUUCAAAGUAUUCGGGGCUACUAGCUACUGGCCAACAAGCUAUGACUAGAUUUUCCAUCCCUGUUUUAAAGGUACACGUCUGAUUUUUCCUACUUCUUGUAGGUUGGAACCUUGGAUGUUUUGGUCGGCCUGUCUGAGGAAUUGGCCAAACUAGAUUCAUUUGCCGAAAGGUAAUCCUAACUUAAUAUCUCACCUUCGUACAUAACCUCUUUCAUCAUAGUCUUUACAUAUUUUCUUUCUAAGGGCGUCUACACUCAUCUAGCUUAGUCCAAAUACUCGGCUUGUGUAGUAUCAGAAUUCACCAUUCUGAGCUAUCUUUGAUAGUUUGUCAUUGUCCUAUUUAUUUUUAUAGUAACCUUCUCGAACCUACGUAGCCCCUGCUAUCGCAAUGUUUUCGCAGCUCUGCUUAUUGGUAACAGUUGUGUUAGACUUGUGAUAAUCGGUCUCUUGUAGCCUUUGUAGCAUUUUAUUGACAGUUGUUCGCUGUGUUAAAGGCUUUACUUACUUGUAUCCAGUGAGAAGGAACAUAUAGGUAUUUGUGUUUUACUCUAAUUGUCAUGACCCUCCCUUCUUGUGCUUCAAAUUCUGGCAGGGCACCUAGACUUGUCUUUUGGUAGCUAGGAACAAUUACCGACCCUCUUCAUGUCAGAUGAUUAAAACAAUAUUAUGGCAUUUUUAUUUGUCUGUCAUACUUAUGUUGUUCGUUUUUACCAAAUAUCGCCCAUGGUGAACCCGCUGCGCAUUUACGUGCUCGUACUCACCCACGAUUUGUCUCGCGGCAUUUGCAUACUAGCACGUAUACUUCCCCUAAAAGUGCGGUCGUAGAGCAUCCUCCGCCAUUGCACCCCCCGAUGUUCUGUGAUUCUAUACUCUAUAUCAUCAUAUAUUGGUCUAAAUUGCCACUUUAGGGAAUCUACGAAGCGGAACACCAUAUCCAACUUUGCAUGUUUGUGGUUGCGCUUUUUGUCCAAGCUAUGCCGCCGGGUUGUUCACAUCAAAAGGACCAGAGCCACCACUUAAUUGUGCCAAUUUUGGGUUUCUGAACCACGUUUACUCUCCGCUUGUCCUACAUGUGGGUCUUUGUGCUCGCCUAGGCCCGAGUCAGUGGCCGCGAAAUGCGGGGCGUAUGAUUGGCGUGAAGCAGGUGCUUGUUAUGCUGUCACUCUGUGUACUAAGUUUUUUCGAGGGUAAAAGUCUUUUGUUUUCACCGAGGCGCGCGUUCUUCCCCGCAAUUUUAUUGGCGUAGUUCUUCCUCGUCAUUUGUAUGCAUAUUCCCCGAAUGCUUAAGUGCAAUAAAGACAAAGACAAGGGGGACCUGAAUGACCACUUCUGACUUAUUAGCCGUUAUCAGCCAGUUUUAUCCAACCCCUGGUGUGAAUCACCUGGAAUUCGGACACAAGCUCCCUGGUCAUUGAAUGUGACACUACCAUUUAGCCAAGGGUUUGUUGUCCUGGCAUUAUGACUUCGUGGUGCAAUAAACUGUCUCAUGUGGUGGACAGGCUAUCAGUUGACGUUUGCCACUUCUGGAGUGUUAACAGAGUCUGAUAAAGAACUGGGUUUGCAGGUCGUGCAAGUUCUGACUCCUUUGGACAGGCACCUUUUGGCACCUGCCUACCUUGAGGGUUUAUGCUGUUUAUGCCUUCUUGCAAGUUUGCUUCAGCUUGUCUUCAUCACUCGUCAACGUUGUAAUCAGGGCGGCCUUAAGUCAGGGAUCUCACCACCUAUAAUUUGGUUUUAAUUCGACUGUAAAUGCCACGAUCGUUUAGUCAUUUUCUCCUGUACUUGAAAUCCCAUCCGCUAAGCAAAGGGACCUGGAUCAGAAUUUUCGGAAACAUCAUCGCAUUAGGCUAGAACGGUAACUUGUACGGCAGCGUUCUCACGCCACAAUGGGUAGUUGCUGUACACUACGAUGGUGAAAGUAAAGUCGGGCGAAGUGCCAAUAUGCCUUGCGUCCGUCUGUUUAUUACCAGUUAUCCCUCUUGUUUAAGUGGGCGAUUUCCGCCAGUAAUUCUACAUGUAAAUAAGAAUCCAUUACUCUGGCAUACACACCUUCAUUGUGAAACAUCGUACAACGGGCUGUCAGUACAACUGAUAAGACAAUCAUCUAAGUGUAGCAUUGUUUCUUGAGCAGAGGACAGCAAAGUAUGCUAACCGCCUUUGGCCACUGUUCCCCUUCAACUAUACCGUCGUGACCGUGCUUUCUUAGUUUGACCAGCAAAGGGACUGUGCGACUGAGCGGGUGGACUUCAAGGACUUGGCCAGCUCAUACCUGUUACUUUUGUUUUUCUUCAUGCCUUUUUAAAACCAUCCUCCCUUGUUUUUCAUUCCUGCUCAGCGUUACUCGAAAAUUGGUUCAGUACAUGGGCGAGGUCUUGGAGGAACAGCGUCACAAGUUGGAGGACAAUUUGAACGUUGGUGGAGGUAGGAUACAUCUUCCCCUUUAUGCAUCCGCUCAAAAGUGCCACCUAAUGUCUACGUGACAAAGUUUCAGUGGGAUUGUGCCAAAUACCCCACAAAACAGACGCUACGAGCGCUUCACGAUAUUCUAUCGGAAGUAAUGUUUUUGUGUGUGUUGUAUUUAGCCCUUUUGCAUCCUAGCAAGUUACUAGAAUUGAGACGGAUCUCCGAACCAAGUCGACAGCCUACAACAGUAUCAAAGGCACCCUGCAGUCAAUAGAGAGAAAACAGACGUGAGUGUUUUUCUCCGCACGACUUAACUUUUCACCGUAGUGGUAGUCUGCUGACGAGGAAUCUGGCUGAUAUUGUGAAGAAGCAACAAUUCAUACUGGGCUCCGAGUACCUCACCACAAUGGUAGUCGUGGUGCCAAAGUAAGUCACGGGCUCUCUGCCUUCUCCUAACCUACGUCCCCCCCUUACAGACCGUUGUAUAACGAGUGGAAGGCCAGCUAUGAAACCCUGUCGGAUAUGGUUGUUCCGAGAUCUUCCGAGUGAGUGUCCCCGCCUUUGUUUGCAUUCUCCUAUGUAGACUAAUUUAUGAAGAUCAAGAGAACGGUCUGUGGACUGUUACCCUCUUCCAGAAGAUGGUCAACGAUUUCACGUUAAGAGCUCGCGAAAAGAAGUAAGUCUGCAUUGUGUAUGAUUUCGGAACUCUGCAGAUUCCUUCCACGAGAUUUCGUAUAUGACGAGAAGAAGAUUGAGGAGAGUAGGCAUGCCGUGACGAAGUUGGAGUCCGACAAGAAGCGACAGUUUGUGAGUAUUUUGAGGAAGCUAGUGAAUACUUGUCCUUUUUGCCAAUUGGUGGAGACCCAAUUUUUAGCCUUCCUACUCUUUCUUGCCAUUGUGCCCACAUCUCUUAUGGGCAAACUCCGAUCAUAUCCCUCGGAUGUUACUACGAAUUUAGAACUGACCAGCUACGACUUGCCUCAUCCUUUUGAUAGCAAGCACUGUAUGCUUAUAGGAGAGCACGGCGACCAAAAUCAAGCGAUGGUAUGCAAAAAAUUUGCACGCCGUCGUUUCGGUCCGGAAAAUUUUCGUUUUUACUCCAGACACGACCACUUGAAUUGAUUAUCGUUGCCGGUGGUUAGGAUCUUUACUCCGGCCACUGACAGCUGGCCUUAAGUGUAUUUAGAUGCUGCAUUUCUUCAGGCCAAACAUAAUUCCAUUAUCUGACGCACUUUUACCUCGGUUUGGAUUUAAACAAGAUUUAAACAGUAAAAUGGACAGACCAAUACAGUUCGCAAUUCGUUGCCGCAUGAGACAGAUAACGAGUAAGAAGCAUAUAGCUACUUGAAUGUGCACAAGAGGAAGAGCGAACUCACUGUUCAAUGCACACAGUCCAUUCAUUGAAAAUGCUAACUCAAAAAGUACUAUUGAGAAGGAAAAGGGUAACGCUAAUGCUCAAAAUGAGAAUGUAUAGAUCAUAAGGCUGGGUGAAAUUGAGGUUGACCACGUAGUCCAGCUGUUUGGACAGGCCGGGUUUCUCGCGUCCUACGUAGGCCGUAUGUAGCCCAAUGUCCCAGUUGUUUUUCCCCGAAUAAGUAUUCGAAAGGCUGUUUGGGGGUCUACAGAGUGACUCGCUAUCUAGAUAUGAUAGAAAUGGGAUAGAAAUGGCCGGUGUCCUCUGUGUCCGUCUAAUGUACCUGCAUCCACAAGUGCAUGCGAAUUCGUAAGCACAGUUUGAGGUGGCGUACAAUGGAAAGGCAUCCUUCGCCCGACGUUGAGGACGUCACACUCGAUCAGGAUUGUUUCCCGGCUACAUAAGCGAUGAACUGAUUCGUCAAGCACCACAAAAACACAUGCAUGAAUAUAGUAGGAAAAGAGUUUGAAGCACAUGCAGUUUGUGUUACGAAAGAUAUAUAGAAUCAUAAGGAGGGGGUACAACAUUACUAGGUAGGAUAGUGUUACGCUUACGACUGAUGUCGGAAAUGUGGGGGUUGUUCCGACAUUUCCGGCGGUGAGUGCAGCGCUGCGAGCGACUGCAGGGGGUUCCGUGAAGAGAGGAGCGGGCGCUUUUGCGAGUGUCGUUGGGGAGGAGGGAGGGGGGUAGAUAAAGGGGUCCAGCGAUUGCAAGAGGGGGCAUACGACAUCUUCACUGACGCAUGGUUAUACCGAUCCCCGUGGAAGCGACUUCAGUCCAAUUAGGCAACUCAUUCAGUUCCGAGGUGCGCUACACUCGCAUUCUCGCUGUUCACUGCUUUUUGCCCACAUCUCUCGGCAGGUGAAGGCGCUUGCCGAUUACCACCAGGUCGCCUCCGCUGCGAACUCGGCUUUCGCGGACGUCUCCUCAUUGUUGGUGCUGAUUAGUAAGUUCGCCAUCCAGCGACAGAAUAUCGGCAGAACACGCGUGUGCGGGCUUCUAGGUAGCACCUGCUCUGUUAGUUUGAUAUCCCGUCACCUUAUAUAUACUACUAGCUGUCUGUCAACAGCUAAUGAAUAUUAUGCGGUUAUCCCGCUUUGACCGACGGACAUCGGCCCAAGUGUUCAUGCGUCAAAUCUCGGUCAACGCCCAUAGACCUUAGUUCAGACUGAGCCACGCCAAGUUAACAGUUAGUUUCUGGGGAAAUGAAAGAGCAACUAUUUCACACGAUAUGGCGUCGACUCAACAGGAAAUGGUUUGAAGAAGGGGCAAAGUCGAAUCGACUGUCAGCCUGCCUAAACAAGUCCACGCAAUGACUUCUCCCUAAUGUUUUAUAAACUGCCUUCCUGGAUUGAUUAUUUGACUGAUACAACACGAAAGGGUUGCCGACAUUCCUUGGAUCGUCAUGGUGUCUGUAUUACAGCGAAGAGUUAGAUCUGCGGCUUCUACACUCAAGGAAUGCUUAGUUGAAGGUAAAAAUGACAACUCACCUGGGCAAUUGGGCACCGGAAUGCCUCCCACAAUUCAAAUGCUUUGGACUCAUCACGUAUGUCUGCCGACACGGUCAUGAAUUGAUGCAGCUGCGAUCAUGCCUGAUUCAGCCUCCUCGGCUAUGUCGCGAAUUGCAUCUCCCCACGCGUGACGACCUUCUUUAGCGGGCCGAAUAGUCCGACUCAUCCUUUCGUCUAGCGGCAAUUGCCGAAUAUAGAAGUUCCAGGAAUCACUUCCAUGUCUUGAUGGACCGUGUGGGGUCGGGUUUUGCAUUGACCUCCCCUGCGUCACAUCCAGGAGGACGAUGGCGUGGGACCAAAAGCAGCAAUACCGAGCUCAUGGGACGGGCGAAAAUGAACUUGCGAGAACCGUAUUAACUGUCCUUCGUCACUGCGAGUGCGGGCUGUCUCAUGGUCCUCGGACAACAAGGGCCAAAAACCGCCAGAUUUCGCUCAUCUGCCACAAGUUCACGGUAUACGCGGAUCUAUGUGGCGAUGGAGCUGUCGCGCUAGUUCCAUGUACCUUUCCUAAGGCUUGUAAAAACUGUAAACAGCAUCGAUUCGAGAUACGAUGCCCUCCUUACUCUGUCCAUUCAACAACAACCUCGCCCCGCAUUGUUUGAAACGGUGUACUUCUUUAAGUUAAAAGCCAUUUAUCUCGUUUUCUGCCUUGUUCUCAGCGUUUAUAGAUAAACCAACCAAGUUAGUGACUUCAUUCACUCAUGAAAUCACAGACUGUAGGUCACCAAAGCUUGAGGCUAAAGGGGUGAUGUCAUUCUUAGUAGCUGCCAUAUGCACUGGCUUGCACAGCGUUAGAUGACGUCCCACAUACGAAUGUUUUCGUCUAGUAAGUUGUCAAACUGAAUUGUCAAUGAGGCGUCUUGGGACAGAUGUGGAGGUUCCCGCCUUAUGGUUCAUCUGGAUAUGAAAUCCCCCCGUUCUCUAUACGUUUUCCUUCCUACCCCCAGUAAGUCGGAAGACAAUCGAGCAGGUUGUGCCGCAGCCGCAGCUCUUGUCGCCAGUGAGACUUAUUUCAAAAAGGCUGAAAGUGGGAUAGGUUUAAUCGGCCGCCACACCGAUCUGCAGGCGGUUAUUUUAAAAUUAACCGUUUUAACGUUAUUUGACUGAAAACUUGAAGAAGAAGACACGAUCGCUGGAACAAGGCUUUAUUAGCCUGACGUUUCGGAUUCCUGCUGGAACCUAUCAUCCGAGACGAAAGCAGAUACGGGUGGUUCAUGCAUAAGGGGCUGCAGUAUUUAUAGGACGCAGUCGCCAUGCUACCGCAUGCCUAUGAACGUUCACGGCUCCACCCUUCAUCAGGGAUCGUUGCACGUGGUGCGAUGGCCGAUAUUUGCGUCGUUAAUUGCUGCAAUCUCAUCACGUGCGUUGGAUGUUGGCGUGAUGACUGCUCGACCAUCUGACGCACCGACCCUGGCGUUCGGAAGUGUUCACCUGUGCGCUUCCCGCGUGGCUAAAUACUCCAUAUAGGCGAAGUCUCAACACCGAGUAUGGAAGGGGAAGAUCAUUGCACUGCCUAAUGGACUGGGGGGCAGCAAACCAUGACUCAAGCAGCUCGCGGCUCACGCGGUUGUCACCUCUUGCGAGAGUUUCGACCUCGUCAAAUUUUAAUGUGUGGCCGGAUCUUGUCGAAUGAGCCGCAACUUGAGAACUGGCGUCAUUUCUCCGCACCGCUGCAGCGUGUUCGGCCAUUCGCGCUCGGAGCUGUCUUCCGGUUUCUUCGACGUAGUUGCUUUGUCCCCAACUGCACCAAAUCCGAUAAACGACUCCAGACGUUUCUUGCCGUGGCAGCGGGUCUUUCAGUUCCAUUAACUGACGCCGUGAAUAUUCAUAGGUAUGGGGUAGCAUGGCGACUGACUGCAUCCUAUAAAUGCUGCAGACCCUUAUGCAUGAACCACCCGUAUCUGCUUUUGUCUCUGAUGAUGGGUUCGAGCAGUAAUCCGAAACGCCAGUUUAAUAAAACUCUUGUCCCGGCGAUCGUGUCUCCUUCUUCAAGACUGCUUCCUGGGACUCGUCUCUUCGAUUCUAUUGACUGAAAACUAUCAUAGCGUAACUCUGACACCCACGCAGGCCGUCUGCCAUUGAUUAGCCUCCAUCCCGCUCCCGUCUUUCAAAGAAGACUGUCAUAACACUGUCACCACUCAUGCGUAGCCUUCCUCUCCAGGCAUCUUGUCUUUUUAGCCUUACCCCUUACGCGAGGCCUUAAAUGCUAAUUUAGAAGACCGCCCUGCACUUCUGCCUUGAGCUCACUCAGGUACGGACUGUGUGACUUCGAACCUCAGGCGUCUAGUCGCUUACAGGGAGCGGCCGUGUAGACUGCCAAUUUUUGUAGAAUUGAGCACGCUUCAGAAGCCCUACAUCUCACACUGUUCUUGAAGGCGACUUGGACGCAAAAGGGAGCCAAUGACGACUAGCACUUGUGAUCGGUGUUGGUGCCUUUAAUCGCCACCAAGAGGUCGAGAGCUGCAUACAAAAGGGUGCGCUACAGUCGGUAGAAUAGACGCCUUCUCCUUCCGACGCCACAGCCUGUUUUGUCGCGAUAUUUUAAUCUGCAGAUGCGCUAACUCGUGAAAUGUUAACCGCGGUUCGGAAAUGAGUUUUCAUUUCGAAAAGAUUGCUUAAGCCGGGCUUUAAUAUCAGUUAUCGCACGGAAUAGUACCAAUAUAUUCCAGUCAUGUCGGGAUGCCGGCUUUUAAACGAGCCUCCUAUCGACCGCCUGCGUGAACCACAUUCUGAAUAAAAUUGCUACGUAGGUAGCAUGAGUUCUUCCCACCGAUUUUCGACAUAUUUUUUUACAAACGUCCACAAAAACAUUAUUCCUCUCACUCAUUUGGUGGCUAACUAUGUCUUCUUUAAAUUUUAUGCCCAAAGAAAGGGUAUAUUUCGGUUUUAGAAAGGUUUCUAAUAAUGUGAUUUUUCAGAUCGUGAAAUGUCUAGUAGUACAGCAAUGCUGGUUGGGAGGUGAAUAGCGUGGCCCACAUCCAUUACAAAAUUUUAUGAGCCCUAUAUGUCCCUUUUAUAAUAACAUGCAGAAAUGCAUGGUUUUCCCUGCACGAAAAGCAUACAGCUUGUAGUUUGGAAAACCGUGAACAGCAGGUCGGGUUCAAAAUUAUUCGGGAAUUGAGAAAGUUUUGUAAAACUGAAAAAUUCUCCUUCUUCAAGUAUAAAAUCUGAAGAAGGCUUAAUUUGCUAUCAAAUGACCCAAAACAUUUUUAAUGCAUUUUUCUGUAAAAUAUCAAUUUAUAAGGACAUCGAAAAUCGGUGGUAAAAAUUCAUGCCAGUUAAGCAGUCAUCGCUUAUGGAACGCAGUUUAUGCAAGCGGUUGAUAAGAAGCUCGUUCGAAAGCCAGCAUCCUGGUUUAACUGGAAUAUCUUGGGAUUAUGCGACAAUAUAAGCAAUAUGGCAACAUUACUAAAGUAAUCUAUUUGAAAUACAAAAUUGUUUCGGGAUUUCGUUUUACAUUUCAUGAGAUAGCAUAUUUAUUGUGUUUUGCUGAUUUUUACUGUCGUCCCCAUAAGCUAGGCUGCACCGAGUCUCACUUUUGGUCAACUACGGGCCGCCGAGGCAUACUUAGAACCACGAACGGCCAUUAAAAGAUGUCUAAAUUCAUCCGAGAGCGCCUCCUCAGGUCGGCGAGAAUGGGUCCGACGUCCUUCCAGCUGGGAGGCCGACUACUUCCCCCCCCCUCCCGGCUAAAGGAUAUUUUCUCUAGUCUAGUUGUAAGGUCUGCCUGCAACUUUUAAUUGCAGUUAAUCCCACUAGAUAGAAGGGUGCUCUACACGACAUGCAAGUAAUUGUUUUACGGGGUCGCGUUCAUGCUGCCAGGCUUCUGCAGGCCUCCUUAAGUGGUACAGUACCUGUGCUAACUCAUGAAAUGUCACGAAUUAACACAGGUUAACGACUUUAACGCAGAAUCGGUAAACACUACGGCUCCCAAAGUCUGAUAGCGGAAAAUAAACGAUGUGUCAAAGAAAUAAAGCAAAGUUUGGUUAAGAAAAUAUUAUUUACUGAGAUAAAAAUUAAAUAAUUUUCGACAAAAGUCACAUUUUCGAGAAACGCCUAUAUUACAACCAAGUUAAUAAAGGCUACGUAUGAGGACGUAUUAAGGAGGAGGGCGUAUAAAAGGUCAAAAAUAAUUAAGGACAGAUACAGAUACAAAAAAUUAGUACUUUGUAGAUUGUCCAUUCGAAUUAAUAACAGCAGAAAGUCCGUCCGACAUAGACAUGACAAGGUUAUCUAUGGUGGAUUGUAAAAUGUAAUUAUUGAGUAUGAAAUCCAAUUUUUCCUGCAUUGAAAGAGUCUUCUUAGCUUUGUGCCAAUUUCUUUUGACUAUUCCAAUCGGGACUGUUGGCCGGGAUGAAAAUGGAUUGGAGGCCAAUUGCGGAGAGCGUGGUUGUUGUCUAAAAUGUUAGAUUAUAUUUGCAAGCGGCAUCAAAUUCGUACCUCUUUAGAGCGGUGGACAGGUGCAUUGUCCUGCAAAAUUACAGUAUCCAUUCGGCGCCGACUUAUGCCGUUGUAGCCGAAAGCGUCCUUGACAAUUGCAAUGAACACCUUGCUGUUGAUGGUGUCGGAUGUUGACCGCCAGACAGGCCGCUCACCGAAUUUAAUCACCAUCCAAACCAUCAUCCGCCGACAGUUCUUGGAUGUUGCCGUCGGUGUAGUGUGUUCUCUUGGGAAGUUCUUUCCACAUAUGACGGUUUGGAGCGAUUUCGUAGGCUUGUCUAAAAAUAGAACCUCAUCGCAGAAGAAAAUGCUCUUCCAAAAUGAAGAUCUGUAAUCAAUAUAAUUCUUAGCAAAUAAAAGCCGUUCUCUAAUUAGUUUUCUACUUAAAUAUGGCUUAAUCAUGGCCUUCCGCCGCUGCAGUUCAAAUUCCUUCAUCCUUUUUCUAAUGAUGUUCAUAGAAAACAUCGGCAGAUGUUCCCGCUGAAUGGUCUCAAUGGGCAUGUAAUGAAACUUUUUUAAUGUACGACGAAUAAAAUCGUCGUCUUGCUUACUUGUGGACCGUUUUGGUCCCCCUAUCUUAUUUCUAGGAACAGUUUUAUCAUUAAUAAUGCGCCACAGAUUGACCUUGCUAAUAUUGAAAAUACUAGCUAACGACUCACGCGGGAUUCCCUCCGCCGCUAAUUUUCGAAUGCGCUGGAAGUCAACUUCGGAUAAGUAUUGUUUAGACAUAGUUAUCGUUUGGCGUGGCAGAGCAAAGUGACGGCAUGUCGCGCGAACUCAAUAUAUAUUCGUUUACGACACGCAUUUUCAGUCUGGUAAAACAAUCACACUGAUAAACUUUUUUAUUUCGGUAUUUUGAAACAUAAAACUUUACGAAUUUGUAAAUAGAAUUUUUAGAUAAAGAAUCGCACGUUAUUUCCUGAACACAAUAAUAAAUAAUUUAUCUGCAUUUCCCUGAUUUUGUUGAUAUUGAAAUUUAAUUUUUUCUUUUUGUUCGACAGUUUAUUAAAAAAUUUCGUCCUUUUAUUAAUCUUCUUAAACAGAUUAAUAAGGUAACACAAAGAAUUUCCAUCCGAAAGCUUUAAUAGCGUAGGAAACUGCUUGAAUAUCAGGAAUCCUCCGAUUUCGCCUAAAUCCGGCCCGUUUUCUAUUUAAUAUACAGAUCCGUAUCAAACUUUCCUUCAGAAAACGGUCUUUUCGUCCUUAUUUCAACUAAAUAAACACAAAUAACGACACCUAAAAUACGCUACAUUUUCCACUAUAAUUUUGACCUCGGCAUUUCAUGAGUUAGCACAUCUACUGUACAGUUGUGUCAGUUGACUUUGCAAAACAACCUCAUCAAGACUGCCUUGAGAAUUACUCGUUUGUGGUUUCAAUCAGUGCUGGCAGUCCUUUUCUCGUGACGCUUAGACUACCUGGAGCUUGUGAACAUCCUCGUGUUGUUGCAAUCUCAGAAUUCAGCACACACCACCGCCACUUUUGUAGACUCCUUCUAACGGUCGUGUCUGCGUCUAUUCAAGGCUGCUUGGAUCUUAGCUUGUUUUUGACCGACUCAUUUUCGCCAAGGAUUCAUCUAAUGCUUAGUUGAUUUCACUUGAGCGGGGAUCUAACAUUUCAGAGCUGCACUUUUGUGAACCACAACACAAAGUCAUAUUACCCGCCUGUUUACAUUGACAAUCAUUUGAAAUAUUUGAAAAUAAUUAGAACAUACCUAGCCUGCAGAUUCCGCUGACAGCUUGCUCGCACUUUAUGCGUGCCAUUGCAGUUGUUAAAGCUCCACUUUUCAUACAGGCUAUAUGGCCUCACCGCAUAUCCUAGACUUUUGUCUGAUCAAGGGGUUUCCAUUUCUGCCCGAAGAAGACUCUGGACGCGCCGUCCUGUCUCCAGCAGGACUGUGA